AUGAGCAAAGAAAGUUAUGAAAAAUUUAAAAUGAUAGCAGUAAUUAUUCCUUUCUUCAUUGCUCUAAAUAAUAUCAAGCAUAUUGAAGGUACUAUUUUACAAGUACCUUCGCACCAAAGAAUUGACUGUUCGCCAAAACCUGGAGCUAACAAAGCUGACUGUUUAUCUCAUGGUUGCAUUUGGGAUGAUAAAGAAUAUGCCGAUCAGUCAGUUCCUCUCUGUUAUUUUCCAGCAGAAACAGGAUAUACAGUUGUUGAAAAAUUGCAAACAUCAUUAAAAUUAAAUAAAGCAAAAAGUGGAGCGCAAAAUCCUUAUGGUGAAAACCUACCAGAACUCACAGUAGAAAUAAAAAAUUCUUAUUCAGUUAUUAAUAUUCGUAUUGGCGUGCAAGGAAGAUAUGAGCCUACAAUAUUUUUACCAAGAACUUGUAGUGAUACUAAACAACAUCUAUUAAUUGAAACAACAAAUGAAUCAGAAAUUUUUGCAUUUCGCAUUCGUCGAAAAACUAGUGGAGAACUAAUUUGGGAUACUUCUAUUGGUGGUUUAUUGUUCUCGGAUCAGUAUAUUCAAAUUGCAACACUUUUACCAAGUGACAAAAUUUAUGGUUUUGGUGAAAACGUUCAUCUUAGUUUAAAACACAAAUUUGCUAAUUAUACAACUUGGCCAAUGUUUGCAAGAGAUCAAGCACCUGAUCCAGAAAACCCGCAACGUAAUUUGUAUGGAGUACAUCCAUUUUAUCUUGGCUUAGAGAAAGAUAACAAUGCACAUGGUGUACUUAUUUGGAAUAGCAAUCCACAAGAAGUAACAACAGGACCUGGCCCACACUUAGUAUAUCGGACUAUUGGUGGAAUACUUGAUAUAACUUUUUUUCCUGGACCGAAAGCAGAACAAGUUAUUCAGCAGUAUCAUGAAUAUAUUGGUCGACCAUUUCUUCCAGCCUACUUCGCUCUUGGAUUUCAAUUUUGCCGUUAUGGCUACCGAAAUCUCUCCGAAAUGAAAGAUGCAAUUGGAAGAAUUCAAAAAGCUGGUAUACCAAUAGAUGUUGCGUAUGCAGAUAUCGACUACAUGGAAAGAUACAAAGAUUUCACUAUUGGAAAAGAAUACUGGUCAGAUUUGAAAGAAUAUUCGGAAGAAUUACACAAAAAGGGAAUGCAUUUGAUCUUAAUUUUCGAUCCCGCUGUACAGGUCAAUUACCCAACUUUUCAAAGGGCAAUUGAAAAAAAUGCAAGCUUCAUUGAAUGGGAAAGCUAUGAUGAAGUACCGCAAGAAAUCCAAGACAAAUACCCUUUAGCAAAACAGACAAAGAUCAUGCUUUCAGUUGUGUGGCCAGACUGGCAUGUUGCUUUUCCUGAUUUUCUUGAUCCAAAACCUAUGACAGCAGAAUGGUGGAUCGAUGAGUUUAAAAAUUUUCAUAAAAUGGUGCCAUUUGAUGGUAUUUGGAUUGAUAUGAAUGAACCAGCUGCUUUUGGUACAAAUGAAUAUCAUCCAUUUUACUUUGAUGAUCCAGAAAGGCCAGUGAGGAUAGCACCACUUCAAUGCGCUUUUAAUGGAGCUAAAUCAAAAUAUGAUAAUCCAUUGUACGAAACCUGGAAUACUUAUGCUUAUAAUUUUGCUGAAUCUCAUUUAUCAAAUAAAACUAUAUGUAUGUCUGGUUUAACAAACAGAGGAUCCCAAAGAGUUUAUGAUACAAAAAAUUUAUAUGGAUUAGCAGAAAUGAUAUUAACUCAGAAGGCACAACAUGCAGCAACUGGUAAAAGAGGAGCAAUUAUUUCAAGAUCGACAUUUGUCUCAUCUGGUCAUUACGGUGGUCAUUGGCUUGGUGAUAAUAGUGCCCGCUGGAUAGACUUGAAAGCUUCCAUUAUUGGUAUCCAGGAAUUUAAUUUAUUCGGUAUACCUUAUGUUGGAGCGGAUAUAUGUGGAUUCAAUGGAAAGGCAUCUGAAGAACUCUGUUUACGAUGGCAACAACUAGGAGCAUUUUAUCCCUUUUCAAGAAAUCACAAUGAAAGGAAUGAACCAGAUCAAGAUCCAUCUCAAUGGCCCGAUGUUGCAAAAGCAGCUAAGCAGGCCAAUUUUUUCCGAUACUAUUAUCUUCCAUAUCUCUACAGCUUACUUUUUGAUGUUGCUCUACAUGGUGGUACUGUUAUAAGACCGGUUUUUUUUGAAUUUACUUCUGAUUCUCAAACUCAUGAUCUUGGAGAGCAAUUCAUGUGGGGAAGUGCCAUGAUGAUUAUUCCAGUUUAUCAACAGCACGCCACAUCCGUCUCAGGAUACUUACCUUUCACAACAACAUGGUACUCUUUACGAGAAUCAGACUAUGGUACUUUGGCAAAACCUGGACGUAGUAUAUUUAGUGCAAAAAAAAAUGAACUUAUACCCGUUUUUGUAAGAGGAGGUGCUAUAGUAGUGAGACAGAAACCAAAUACAACUACUACUGCUUCAAGAAAUAAUCCAUUAGAACUACUCAUCACAGUUGAUUCGGACAAGUCAACUGGUCAGUUAUAUUGGGAUGACGGUGAAAGUAUUGUGCAAAAUUUUAGCACAUACAAUUAUUUUCAUUGGUUUUUUGAAUUCGUGAUCAGUGCUGAUAAAGCUACUUUGUAUAUUACUCAAAAACAUACUGCAAAAGAUCUCGUGGUACCACCAAUUGACGUUAUUGAUGUUAUUGGUUAUCAUUAUCAUCCUCAACUCAAUGAAGUAUCGCUUAAUCAAAAACGAAUCAAGGUCAACUCUCAUAGAUCUUAUUACGACAGCUUGAAAAACCAGCUACUAAUUGUGAAAACAGGCUUAGUGAAUCUGGAGAUUAAAAAGAAACAAAAAGUAUCAUGGCGUCACCAGAAGAUAUUUUGUGACAGUAAUAACUGUUGA
Thelazia callipaeda (thelaziosis nematode) is the source of this 2865-nucleotide messenger RNA. The record is from the annotation of a GenBank genome assembly. Lineage: Eukaryota; Metazoa; Nematoda; Chromadorea; Rhabditida; Thelaziidae.